GUGAGUGCUGCUGAUAGCACAGUGCUUCUGUCUCAGCACAGUGGAGAGCGACCAGCACCCUCAAAGCAUCUAUAGACAGGCUGAGCGUCAGGGGGGUGUUCUUUUCUCUGUAGAGGCGCGCCUCCAUCCUUUCUCAUCUUUGACCUCCCGAGUGACAACAGAUGGACAAGAUGAACCACAGCUCAGCAGAGGCUGAAACCAUAGAACCGCUGCGUUACCUCAGUAAAGACGAGGCCAGUGCGAUUGAGACAGAACUGCUGCGGGACUACAGGUUUGGACAACAGCAGCUGAUCGAGAUUUGGGGACACGCCUGUGCUCUUGCCAUCUCGAAGGCCUACCCGCUCAACUCUUUAGCAAAGAAGCAGCCGACAGUGCUGGUGAUCUGCGGACCAGAGCAAAACGGUUCCAUCGGCCUGGUGUGUGCACGACACCUGCGCAUUUUUGAAUAUGAGCCCACCAUCUACCACCCAAAGCGAUCCUCUCACAGUCUGCACCAGGAUUUCACGGUUCAAUGCGAGAAGAUGGACAUCCCUUUCCUCUCAUAUCUACCCACAGAGGUCCAGCUCAUAAACGAUGCCUACAACCUGGUGAUUGACGCCAUGCUGGGACCCCAGGAUGACUCUGUCGACAUUAAGGAGCCUUACUCUGGGAUUCUGGUCACUCUCAAGCAGGUCAAAAUCCCCAUAGCUAGUGUGGACAUGCCCUCGGGUUGGGAUGUUGAGGAGGCAAAUCAGGACGGGAUAAGCCCAGAAGUGCUCAUCUCGCUGACAGCACCAAAGAAGUGCGCUAUGAGUUUCUCGGGCAAGCAUUUCUUGGCCGGACGCUUCCUGCCUUAUGAUAUCCAGAAAAAGUACGACCUCAACCUCCCGGAAUACCCGGGCACAGACUCUCUCAUCGAACUGUAACGCAUGGGGAAACAAUUUGAGAGCCAGUUAGUCCAUUCCCAUUGUUUUGCACAUCUUUACAGAUGAAAACGUCUCAUUUGUGUGUUUCAGGAUUUAGCCGCAUUUGCUGUUCAGGGACGGUAGGGGGAUUUACAGUGAACCUGUGACCUGAUAUCUUUUUAGGGAGGUGUUUCUGUGUCAGUCUCUGCAUAAGAAGUGUAGCAUUAUACAUUUUGGGUUUGGAUUGUUUGAUACUGAAGUGUGCUACUGUUUAUUUUGUUUGUUUA
Molecule: messenger RNA, 1171 nt
Organism: Dunckerocampus dactyliophorus (ringed pipefish)
Lineage: Eukaryota; Metazoa; Chordata; Actinopteri; Syngnathiformes; Syngnathidae
Gene: yjefn3
Product: YjeF N-terminal domain containing 3
Exons: 6
Coding region: 162-905 (247 amino acids)
Cellular component (GO): mitochondrion
Molecular function (GO): NAD(P)HX epimerase activity
Source: RefSeq, a predicted model, not a curated record